Copidosoma floridanum is the source of this 442-nucleotide messenger RNA. RefSeq names its product REPTOR-binding partner (gene REPTOR-BP). Gene Ontology annotation, molecular function: DNA-binding transcription factor activity. Lineage: Eukaryota; Metazoa; Arthropoda; Insecta; Hymenoptera; Encyrtidae. Gene Ontology annotation, cellular component: nucleus. Gene Ontology annotation, biological process: regulation of DNA-templated transcription. The record is from RefSeq and is a predicted model, not a curated record.
AUGGUGGUCAGGUUUGCGGAUCGGCACACGCCGCCAAGAGAAUACACGAACAGUGACAAGGGUGGCCAUUUGGAUAAGAAAGGAGAAAAAAAAGCCAAAAGAACGGUGUGGGACGUACUGUUUGAAGUGAUUGAUCGUAAAAAACGUAGUCGCCAAAGUGCAAGAGAAUGCAGAGCAAGAAAAAAACUUAGAUAUCAAUAUUUAGAGGAACUAGUGUCUGACCGAGAAAAAGCCAUACUGGCUUUGCGCAAAGAAUUGGAAAUGUAUAUGUUGUGGUGCCAGGAGCUGGAUGCUGGUCAUGUUCCAGAAGGAUUACAAGCUACUUUGGAUAAGUUCACGUCCUUGGAAAAAAAUCAGAGUAGUGACAUGUUUAUGAAUGUACAAUAGGCAAAACUUAUUUAACAUUAUUAAAAUAAAAAAUUAUAGUGUUGUGUGCAUAGAA